AUGUCACAGAUAUUGAUCACCCACGCACUCAGAUCCAUCUCUCCUCGUGCACUUCCUUUCCCUUGCGCUACUUUCCCUGGAUCCACGCCACGUGUUGACAACACCACUGGGGACCCUGUCGCUGUCAGCAACUAUGUCCCCAACUACAUUGCCAAACGCAUUAAUGACUUUAUUCCCCCCUCCCAAGUCAAUUUCAUCAAGUUCAGCGCCCUCUCGCUACCUUCAGCAUCCUCUCGCUACCUCUCUGACUCAGGGAUUGGUGCUCAAUCUCACGCUGCUGCUCACCGCCAUCUCACUCUGCUGCUCGCUGCCAUCUCACUCUGCUGCUCGCUGCCAUCUCCCGCUGCUGCUCGCCGCCAUCCUCGUCAACUCUAA
This is a messenger RNA of Suillus discolor, 375 nucleotides long. RefSeq lists its product as uncharacterized. Bases 1 to 375 code for a protein of 124 amino acids. NCBI's taxonomy places the organism in Eukaryota, Fungi, Basidiomycota, Agaricomycetes, Boletales, Suillaceae. The record is from RefSeq and is a predicted model, not a curated record. The transcript has 2 exons.